GUGAUAUAUACCCCAGAUUGACAAAUGGUUCUCUCCAGGGCCAAGACGCAAAAGCCUAUCAACUUAGCAGCCAAGCCCAGAGACGAAUCCUUUCGGCUUUGUCUGGGCACUCAGCACCCACCGUGUUCACCAGCCCAAGUGGGGAGUGGGAUUUUACCUCCCGGUCAGUGGAUGGAAGAAGUCCUCCCAACCCUAACUUACCCAUUCAGGCUGCUCGGGUUUAAAUCAAGCUGCACCGUGCCCGAAAAGGCAACUGACCAGCUGCGUUGCCCUGUAGGUCAGCUUGCUGGCUUUGCUCGCUGGAAGCAGAAAUCUGCUCGGCACUUGCUUACUGGGAACAAUGCAGGAAGCUCCAGCGAGGGGAAUUGCGUCCGGCAUAUGAGUCAAGCAAUCGCAUCGUUGCUCUUCCUUUUCCAUGCAAGGGAUCCAGCAAAGACCACCACCACCACCGCCAGCAGCUGCCUUGUCAAUCUCACGUAAUUUCACGCCCGCUGGAGUGGGAGCUCGGUGGUCGUUGCAGUUAGCGGCGAUCAGUGCGCCCCUCACCCGAUGCUCUUGAUGCGGGCUGACAAUUGCAUUGCUUUUCCAAGAAUAGCGCUUCCUCCGCGCCCAGUACGGGUGACCAGGAGAAGCAUAUAUUCAUGUUUGCCUGGAUUCGUAUUGAUAGCACGGGGUAUGUCACCACAACAUAUUAAGUUACUUUGAUAGAUGUU
Messenger RNA from Aspergillus saccharolyticus JOP 1030-1, 713 nucleotides. RefSeq lists its product as uncharacterized. The transcript has a single exon. Bases 25 to 480 code for a protein of 151 amino acids. The record is from RefSeq and is a predicted model, not a curated record. NCBI's taxonomy places the organism in Eukaryota, Fungi, Ascomycota, Eurotiomycetes, Eurotiales, Aspergillaceae.